AUGGGCUCAGAAACCUCACCACAACUUCCAUUAAUUGACUUCAAUAACCUCAACUUAGAAACCAAAAGUCCCAAUUGGGAGUUAGUGAAGUCCCAAGUUUACAAAGCACUAGUAGAGUAUGGUUGUUUUGAAGCAAUUUUUGAUAAAGUUUCUUUAGACCUUUGCAAGGCCAUAUUUGAUUCACUAGAAGAGCUUUUUGAUCUCCCUUUACAAACCAAGCAACUCAAUGUUUCUAAGGAGCCUUAUCAUGGUUAUAUUGGCCAAUAUCCUAUGGUUCCACUUUAUGAAAGCAUAGGCAUUGAUGAUGCAAAUGUCUUUGAGGAAGUUAAAAGCAUGACCAACCUCUUGUGGCCACAUGGAAACCAAAGUUUUAGUAAAACUAUACAUUCAUUCUGUGAAGAGCAAACAGAGUUGGAUCACAUUAUCAGAAAGAUGAUUUUUGAGAGUUUAGGUGUUGAAAAGUACUUAGAGGGCACAUGA
Messenger RNA from Vicia faba (fava bean), 480 nucleotides. Lineage: Eukaryota; Viridiplantae; Streptophyta; Magnoliopsida; Fabales; Fabaceae. The record is from the annotation of a GenBank genome assembly.